Messenger RNA from Jatropha curcas, 1995 nucleotides. The record is from RefSeq and is a predicted model, not a curated record. NCBI's taxonomy places the organism in Eukaryota, Viridiplantae, Streptophyta, Magnoliopsida, Malpighiales, Euphorbiaceae.
GACAUUGUCUCCUCCUUUCUUCUGAAGCACUUGAAUUUUUAUGCGAUGAGCAUUUUCUGCACUAAUUCUUUAUUUCUUUAUUGCUUAGCUAUUGUUUCUCUUGAUCUUCUUUACAUAUCAAAAGCUGAAUCUUUUGAUUACCCAACAGCAAACUUAUCUACUACAUGGACAAAUAGCCACUCUCUUCCCCAUUCAGUAAACUUCACCGAUGGAUCAAUGGUAGUUUGGUCUGCCAACAGAAACAAUCCUGUUAGCAUCAAUUCGACGCUACAACUCACGUCUGAUGGAGAUUUGGUCUUAAAAGAUGUUGAUGGAACUAUUGCUUGGUCCACGAAUACUCGUGGCAAGUCUGUUGCAGGCUUAAACUUAACUGAUACAGGCAAUCUUGUGCUUUUUGAUAAUAAUAAGGCAAUAGUUUGGCAAUCUUUUGGUCACCCAACUGAUUGUUUGGUUCCAGGCCAAAAAUUGGUUUCAGGACAGAAACUUAUUCCUAGCGUUUCUACAACAAAUUGGACUCAACUAAAUUUGCUUUCACUGUCUGUCACUGAUGAAGGAUUUUUGGCUGCAGUUGAGUCCAAUCCGCCUCAGGUCUAUGAAGAGUCUAGGGUUUAUGGCAACAAGACGAAUAAAGAACCAACUUAUGUCACUCUCCGAAAUGGAAGCUUUGCUUUGUUUGCCAAUUCUUCAGAGCCAAGUGAACCAGACAUCUUUAUUCCAAUUCCUGAGGCAUCAUCAGCUCAGUAUGUGAGGUUUUGUCCUGAUGGGCAUUUCAGACUAUAUGAAUGGGGAACAAAUGGCUGGAAGGAAGUUGCAGACUUGCUUUCAGCUCCAGGUUAUGAAUGCUUUUACCCUACAGUUUGCGGGAACUAUGGCAUUUGCUCGAAUGGGCAAUGCAGUUGUCCUUCAACUACCUAUUUCCAGCAAAUAAAUAAUAGACAACCUAAUCUUGGUUGUUCUACAAUAACUCCUUUGACUUGUGAAGCUUCUCAGAAUCAAAGUUUCUUAGAGCUUAAAGAUACAACCUAUUCUAGCUUUCGGAUAGACUUUAAAAAUGUUGAUUCAGAGAGUUGCAAGAUGGCUUGUUCAAAAAAUUGCUCCUGCAAAGCUGCUAUUUUUCAAGUUUCUUUAAAUUCUUCUAUUGGAGAUUGUUACUUGCCAAAUCAGAUAUUUACAUUGAUAAAUAAUGAUAUUGAAAAAACCCAUUAUAACUCUAUUGUAUACUUAAAAGUGCAAAACCUUCCUCUGAAAGCGCAAAACCCCCCAACUGCAGAAACUAUAGCUCCUCAUCAACAAAAGAAAAGCCGGGUAGCAACUAUAUUAUGGUCCAGUCUUGGAGCUUUUUUUGGUUUGUUACUAACUAUUGGAGUUGUAGUGUUUUUAAUGUGGAGGAAAAGACAUGCUGAUGAAGAUGAGGAGGAUUUUUUGGAUCAAGUACCAGGAAUGCCUACGCGAUUUUCCUACGAUGAUUUAAAGGCCAUAACAAAAAACUUCUCCAAGCUGCUCGGCGAGGGAGGAUUUGGCUCAGUUUUUGAAGGUACUCUAACUGAUGGCACGAAAAUUGCAGUGAAAUCUCUUCAUGAUUUAGGCCAAAUCAAGAAGUCAUUCUUGGCCGAGAUUGAGUCAAUUGGAAGCAUCCAUCAUGUGAAUUUGGUAAGACUGCUUGGCUUUUGUGCUGAUAAAUCUCAUAGGCUUCUUGUUUAUGAAUUUAUAUCUAAUGGGUCUUUAGAUAAAUGGAUUUUCCAUAAAACCCAUGAUCUUUUUCUUGAUUGGAAGCAGAGAAAAAAGAUUAUUCUCGAUAUUGCUAAGGGACUUACCUAUCUGUGGAGUUGUAGUGUUUUUUUAAAUAUAUGUGGAGGAAAAGACCUGAAAACCAAUCUGAUCUAUCCGAAGAUGAGAGAGGUAUCUACUAUUUGGAUGCGAGUAUCACUACCCCCAGGAAUAGCCCCAACCUACGGCGGAUUUUUACACUACGCACUCGAUUUAAUCACAUUAUGA